GCGGGAGACAAAUCAAUGACCUGCCAGCACAGCACGAGGUCGAAUCAGCAGGAUAUCCAAUUUAGGCUGAGGGGCACCCUAGUCUGGAUUUUUGGCUGCAGUCAUGGGAAUGUUUUCCGCUUUGUUUUCCGGAAUUCCGGAAAUUCCAAUUCAAAUGUUCUCGCUUCUUUGUUGAGUCCGUAUAUAAUAUCUCGUUUCGCGUUGACACCCCAUCCUCAUCCCCAUCAACCCCUCCUUAGCCCGCGUCUUGGAUGCGGCUGAAGUGACAGUCGCAGGUGAAAGUCCUUGGGCAUGCACAAUUGUUCAUAAAUUUGGUCCCAUUCGCGAACAAACAGCCCGUCUUCCAUAAAUCGCGACUCGAUGGCGUCGACUACGCCCCUGCUUCAAAAGCGCAAAAGGCACUCGUCCUUCGCCGACAGCUCUGCAAGGCAAGACGAGCCUGCAAAGAAAGCAACCUCCAAGGGUUCUUCCGACUCCUCACAAGAGAAAGGUGAAUACGAGACAGGCCGCGUUAUCUGCGAAGCGUGCGGUGAGGGGGUGUCCUUCCGUGACGUAGCAACCGGAGGAUUCACGGUGCAGCAUUGGGAAGCGCAUCGGCUGCAAUGCUCAAAUGGCCUACAGCAAAGUCCGGAACCUAUACCUCCAACGGAAGACGCACCAAUGGAUAGGCAGCCGCCACCUAGCAAGCGUCGACGCGCCAAAAGAUCCGAGGAAGAACGGAUAGACUAUUUGCGUUCUGACCCAUACGUCGCCAAGUUCGAGGCGUACCGUGUCCUUUGCGCUUCAUGCGACAAGUGGAUCCGCCUGCGACCGAACUCAACGUACUGCUCCAUCCCAUGGGAUGCCCACCGUAAGAGCUGUUUGGCGAAGAGAGCCGCUAAGUCUUCCAAACCUGUCGACGACAGGACUGCGUUGUUUGCAAACGAUCCCAAUGUCAGAAAAUUUGACAGCGAACGCGUCUUGUGUAAACUUUGCGAGACGUGGAUUCCUCUGGGAGCAUCUGACAACCUUCAUGCUGUCAAGAUUUGGAUGGAUCAUCGCGCGGCCUGUCAGCAAGUUAUUCUGACGAGUGAGCGCAGCUCCAGCCCCAUAGCUACCGUUCCAAGCAUUGCCAGCGUUCCUCCUCCCUCAAAGCACUUACUCGCUCUCGCAUCUUCCUCGUCGCUGCCCGCUCAAACUCCGUCACGUGUGUCUUCUAGCAGCAGCACAUCUACAUCUGCGGCCCCUUCAGGCUCUCGAGACCUAACGCCGACUAGCUUUUCCCCAAACGCGGAACCAAGGCGGAAGAAUGCAGAGCAGCGAGCGGCACAGCUGCGCGCCGAUCCAUUGGUAGGCGAUCUGGAGCCCAACCGCGCCUUCUGCUCGCUUUGUCGAAAGUGGGUGCAGUUAAGACAGGACAGCACCUAUUGUGCAUAUCCUUGGCAGCAACACCGAGCCAAAUGUCUCAAGAGACAGGAAAAGCGUAUUCAGACGGAAGUAGAUCUCGCUGACUUCAGAGAGCGCGAGGGUGUGGCGAUCGAUAUGCGGCUUCGAUUCUCCGAGGCUACCAGGCACGAUAGUGAUGAACCCGAAUCUGAAGAAGGCGUUGAAUCUGGAAACGAGAUAGGACAGGGCAGAAGACCAGUGGCUAGGCGAGAAGAACAUCCUAAGGCUCAGGCCCUAAGGAAUGUGUCUACCCUGCCCAGCCUAACCGUGUAUAGCAGUGAUCGGAUGACCGGUACGAAGUCCCCAGUAGAACACCAUCCCCAUGGCGGCAUAGUUCGUGCCGGAGAGGACAAUGGCCGUCCUGGUCAGCUCGCGGACUUGGAGACUCCUCUAGGACGCAUCGACUUCGCCUUCCUUGCCGUCGUUCAUCUAUUCGCUUCCACAUACGAGCGGACGGAUGAGUUGACCAUCGCCGCGCUUGUCAUAUACUUGAAUGCAGCCAUGCCGCCCGACAAGCACGAAGACUUCGACACAGCAGAGGUGAUGAAAGCUGCUAUAACGCUGCACGAACGUGGCUGUUUCGUCUUGGAAGGCGAUGUUAUCCGGGUAAUGGGUUGAUUCGAACAAUGCCCCCCUUUCUUGGCAAUGUGGUAGAUUACGAACAGUGCUCCAUCAUUUUUAGUACGCGUUUCAUUCUUUCGCUACCUUUGUCCUCAGCAGCUGUUAACACGGUACCGUAUGAGAACUCGAAAUUGUAGACUCCCGAAGUUCGGAUGAUCCGCAGGAAUGUUAUUUACUUACAGUGUCCGUCCGUUCAUGAUACCCGAAUGUGACCGCCAUGUAAUUCUUUUAGCUACGAAGUGGACGUUGGUUCCUUAAUGCACAUGUUGAAAUUGUAGAGGGGCUCGCUCAUUCAAGAUUGUCAUAGCGACU
Laetiporus sulphureus 93-53 is the source of this 2358-nucleotide messenger RNA. RefSeq lists its product as uncharacterized. The coding region runs from base 361 to 2043 and encodes 560 amino acids. The record is from RefSeq and is a predicted model, not a curated record. Lineage: Eukaryota; Fungi; Basidiomycota; Agaricomycetes; Polyporales; Laetiporaceae. The transcript has 8 exons.